CCCGCUCGGCUGCGCGGCGCUCCGGGCAGGUAGAGCCGGGCUCCGGGCGCGCGGGGGCCGCAGCAGCUGCCGCCCCACCUCUCUUCGGCCCUGCGCACAGCCUCGCGCGCCCAUGGCCGGCUCGGAGCAGCAGCGGCCGCGGCGGCAGGACGACAGAGACUCGGCCGCGGCGGCGGCGGCGGCGCCCCUGCAGGACGCGGAGCUGGCCCUGGCCGGCAUAAACAUGCUGCUCAACAACGGCUUCAGGGAGUCGGACCAGCUUUUCAAACAAUACAGAAAUCAUAGCCCAUUGAUGAGUUUUGGAGCCAGCUUCGUCAGUUUUUUGAAUGCCAUGAUGACAUUUGAAGAAGAAAAAAUGCAGUUGGCAUGUGAUGACUUAAAAACUACAGAAAAGCUGUGUGAAAGUGAAGAGGCUGGAGUAAUUGAAACCAUCAAGAAUAAAAUUAAGAAGAAUGUCGAUGUCCGAAAAUCCGCCCCCUCCAUGGUUGAUCGGCUUCAGAGGCAGAUAAUCAUAGCUGACUGUCAGGUUUACCUGGCUGUGCUCUCAUUUGUAAAACAAGAAUUGUCAGCCUAUAUAAAAGGUGGGUGGAUCCUUAGGAAAGCCUGGAAGAUUUACAAUAAAUGCUAUCUGGACAUCAAUGCCCUCCAGGAGCUGUAUCAGAAGAAGCUAACUGAAGAGCCCUUGACUUCUGAUGCUGCAAAUGAUAAUCACAUUGUGGCUGAAGGGGUGUCUGAGGAGUCUCUAAACAGACUGAAAGGUGCUGUUAGCUUUGGAUAUGGCCUUUUUCACCUUUGCAUAUCCAUGGUGCCCCCCAACCUGCUCAAAAUCAUCAACCUGCUGGGUUUUCCUGGAGACCGCCUGCAAGGGCUUUCUUCACUGAUGUAUGCAAGCGAAAGUAAGGACAUGAAGGCCCCUUUAGCUACAUUAGCUCUGCUCUGGUAUCAUACUGUGGUCCGCCCAUUUUUUGCCUUGGAUGGCAGUGAUAACAAAGCAGGCCUGGAUGAAGCGAAGGAAAUUCUUCUCAAAAAAGAAGCUGCUUAUCCAAAUUCUUCCCUCUUCAUGUUUUUCAAGGGACGUAUACAACGAUUAGAGUGUCAAAUCAACAGUGCCUUGACUUCUUUCCAUACUGCUUUGGAACUUGCGAUAGAUCAGAGAGAGAUCCAGCAUGUCUGUCUGUAUGAAAUCGGUUGGUGCAGCAUGAUAGAGCUGAAUUUCAAGGAUGCAUUUGAUUCCUUUGAGAGGCUGAAAAAUGAGUCCAGGUGGUCCCAGUGCUAUUACGCCUAUUUAACUGCAGUUUGUCAGGGAGCCACCGGUGACGUGGAUGGGGCGCAGAUAGUGUUUAAAGAAGUUCAGAAGCUCUUCAAAAGGAAAAACAAUCAGAUUGAACAAUUCUCAGUGAAAAAGGCAGAGAGGUUUCGGAAAGUAGCUCCCACCAGAGCGUUGUGUGUACUGGCCUCCAUCGAAGUGUUAUACCUGUGGAAAGCCCUCCCCAACUGCUCCUUCCCCAACCUGCAGAGGAUGAGUCAAGCUUGCCAUGAAGUGGAUGAUUCAUCUGUUGUUGGAUUAAAGUAUUUGCUUCUUGGUGCCAUACACAAAUGUCUGGGAAACUCAGAAGAUGCUGUUCAGUUCUUUCAGCGCGCUGUUAAAGAUGAGUUGUGUCGUCAGAAUAACUUAUACGUCCAGCCAUAUGCUUGCUAUGAACUUGGCUGUCUUCUGUUAGACAAACCGGAGACUGUAGCAAGAGGCAGAACUCUACUUCUUCAAGCAAAGGAGGAUUUCUCUGGCUACGACUUUGAAAACAGAUUGCAUGUCCGCAUCCAUGCUGCUCUGGCCUCCCUGAGGGAACUGGUUCCUCAGUGAUAGACUCGGACUUCCUGUUCUGUCCCUCCCUACCAGGUUCUGCACUUUAAAAUGAAAGCAGAGGACACAGCUCUUCUGGAAGCCCGAAGACCGGCUUUUCUUCUGAAAACCACCUGUGCCAGGGACACAUUUUCCCAGUUAGGCUGACAUAUUAAAGAUCUCCUCUUUUAAACGUAUAGCUAAAAAGUAAUAAUAAUGAGGAUACUAGUAAUUAUAACUAACCACCUGGGGAGAGGGUUAAGUGACCUUGUUCAAACAUUUUAGUUUUGUGAUUUAUUAUUUUUAAAAUAAAAGCAAACUAAAUAUUCCACCUGUGAUCUUCUAGGAACGCCUACCUUAAGCACACAUCCGACUGCAUAUAACACUAGGAGGCACCUGUAAAAUUAUCAACAGUAUUAUGACAUAGCAUUUAUAUUGUGUUUUGAAAAAAAAUAAAAGUGCUUUCUAGUGUUUUAUUUUAUCCUCUAACUUGUGAAUAACAUAGCACAGAUAUUCUUAUUCCCGUUGUCUAGACAAACUCAGGCACAAAAAGGCUAAUUGAUCCCAAUCAAUUAUUCCUGUUAUCAGUGGAGCAGUGAAUAGAACACAGAUCUCUUGACCACAGACAGAAUAUUCUUGUAAAACAAAAUGUGUUAAUAACCCAGAAUUUCAUGUUUUCCUUAUUAAAACACAAAUGCGCUUCA
Messenger RNA from Felis catus (domestic cat), 2544 nucleotides. RefSeq names its product tetratricopeptide repeat domain 39C (gene TTC39C). The record is from RefSeq and is a predicted model, not a curated record. Bases 113 to 1861 code for a protein of 582 amino acids. Gene Ontology annotation, biological process: cilium assembly; otolith morphogenesis. Lineage: Eukaryota; Metazoa; Chordata; Mammalia; Carnivora; Felidae. Gene Ontology annotation, molecular function: protein binding. The transcript is spliced from 14 exons.